UUAUAAGCCAUUGGUGGGAAAGCGCGAUUGCUCACCAAGAAUCUGGAGCGUUUUGCACAGAAAGAUGUCCUCCUUGCUCUUGGGUAACUGCGAAGAUGUCACAGUUUCUGAAGCCAAGUUACCAUACAGGCUGUUGUGAUGAUAAAUCUGUCCAUCCUCCCUGAGAAGACGGAUGGAAUUCAAAUAUGACAAAUAAACCACUGGUGUAAUUUCCUUGCAGAGCUAUCAUGGCUUGUGGAUACUGAACUGGAGCAAGGAUUGAUGCUGCUGUUUUGCAGAUGGCAACUGGAUCUUAUGUAGCUUGAGGCUGACCUUUGAUUGAAGGCAAUAAAUGACUGACUAACUGGCUAUGUUUUAACAGAGCGAAGAGAAUAAGUGCUGUUAGAAGCAAAAUAUGGCCAAGGCAAAGAUUGCAGUUGUUGGUGCUGGGCUGAUCGGUCUCUCCACAGCCGUUUGCAUUUCUGAAUCUAUUUCAGGCUGCAGUGUGACUGUAAUUGCUGAUCAAUUUACUCCCAACACGACAAGCGAUGUAGCAGCUGGGGUGCUUAUUCCACAUCUUGACCCAGAUACACCAGUUCAUCAACAGAAGAAGUGGUUUAGAGAAACAUUUGACUACCUCUCAUUAAUCUGUAAUUCCUCGGAAGCUUCAGAGGCAGGGAUUCAUUUGAUAUCUGGGUGGCAGAUCUUUAAAACCAUUCCUGAUGCAAAGACUCCAUUCUGGUCUGAUGUGGUUUUGGGGUUUCGCUCAAUGACUGCAAAGGAAUUGAAGAAAUUUCCACAGCAUCAAUUUGGUCAGGCUUUUACUACUUUGAAAUGUGAUUGCCCACCCUAUCUUCUCUGGUUGGAGAAAAGGCUGAAAGAAAAUGGAGGCCAAGUUCAGGCUAGAAAAAUAGAAGACUUAUGGGAACUGCACAGUGACUAUGACAUCAUAGUGAACUGCUCAGGCAUUGGAUCCAGGAAGUUGGUGGGUGACCUGGAGAUACAUCCCAUCAGAGGUCAAGUUCUCAAAGUUCAUGCCCCAUGGGUCAAACACUUUAUUCGUGAUGGAGAUGGAUUGACAUAUAUCUAUCCAGGGAUACACAUUGUAACAUUAGGUGGUACAAGGCAAAAAGAUGACUGGAAUCUGUCCCCAGAUCCUAGUACCAGCAAAAACAUAUUUGACCGAUGUUGUUCUCUUGAACCCUCACUUCAGAGAGCUCAGGAUAUAAAGGUGAGGGUGGGGCUGCGGCCAUCCAGGUCAGCUGUAAGACUGCAGAAGGAGAUAUUGUUCCGAGGUAAUGAGCAGCUACUGGUGGUCCACAAUUAUGGGCAUAGUGGUGGUGGUUUUUCAACGCACCAGGGUACAGCCAGAGAAGCAACUCAGCUGGUUAAAGAGUACAUUGGAACGUUGGAAAUGUCUAGGUUUAAAGCAAAGCUAUAAACUUUAAGGCAAUCUCGCUUUUUAUUAAUUAGCAGUAUCACUAGAUAGUUUAUUGUAAAAUUAAGUCAGAAAUGGUGCCAUAGGAUUGGUUCAUAUGUUCACAUAUAUAACAUUAAUACUGAACACUUGAUAACUUGCUCUAGAUGCUAGUCAUCAUAUUUUGCAUAAUAUAUCUACUUGCAUACUUUUUCCUGUACAGAUUUCCUAGUUUAUUUUCAAGACCUCUAGGUUUGAAGAAAGGAGGAGGGCAGUUCCCCAUUAUUUGAUUAUGUAGAGUCACCAGUAACCAUGGUUUAGUAGACCUAGGCUCUGAAAGAAGGAAGGAAGGAAAAGAAAGGAAGGAAGGAAGAAGGAAGGAAGGAAGGAUUGCUUCAGAUGCCACUUCAGAGGGGUGGGGGCUGUUCACUUAGUCUCUUUGGCUGCACAUUUCUAUUCACUUCAACCCAAUUCAGAUGGUCACUUCACUUGGGAAUCCAAUCUUUACCCAUAGACAUGGUAAAGGAGACAUUUCUUGGCAGAAUGUAAUGAAAACUGCAGGGAUGGUAGCCCUUUCUGAGAACAUGAAGCCUCCCAAAGUGCAAAUAGGGUCAUGGAUUUCUGUGAAGAUACAGUAUACUUUAAAGAUUUCCCCCUGCUACUAUAUCUCUCUUGUUUUAAGGCAAAAUUGGAUUAAAAUUGCAAUUUACAGGAAUAACUGAGCCUUCUGAGGAUAUGAAGUCUGCCCAGUUUUAGACAAAUAGGUGCAGGCGUUUCUGUAAAUGCAUAUAUUAAAGUUUCACACACACACACACACACACACACACCACUUUUGUCACAAAAUGCUUGUAACUUCUCCACUUCUGACGGCAUGGUCUGCCAUACUGCAGACAAAUAGAUCCAGGGAGUUCAGUGCUGCAAUAUUUUAAAGUUGUGGUUUUCCAUUACAUUUUUAAAAAUCUCCAAAGUGCCGAAUCACAUCCAAUUUGAAAUGGGGUGAUGCAGGUUGUUUUGCUUUGAUUCAGCCUGAUUCAGAUGGCUGUCGAUUUGGGUGUGUACUGUGAAAGCAAAUUGGCCUGUAGGCACCCAGUUUGAUUCAGAUCCAGAUACUAAUCUCAAGCGUCACACCACCGUAUUUUUUAAAGAUACCUCCCACCCCACCCUCCAAACAGUGCAGCUGGCUGAGAAUAGGCUGCAAGGCUUAUGUGGGAAUUAGGAAGAUGGAGGGCUACCUUUUGAUUAAGAGGUCACUGCAUGAAGCAGCAAGAAAAGAGGCCCCUGAGCAAUGUAGGCCUGCUGAGAAUGAUCCUGUAGUCAUCCCAUCACUGAUGGCUUGCCCAUUUCCUUUGGUCUAUGCCUGUUUCUGAAAAAAAUUCGUGUGUGUGUGUGUGUGUGUGUGUGUGUGUGUGUGUAUUUCAAUGUAUUUACAUAAGCCAUAUGUCAACUCCUCCAGACUUGACUACUGCAAUGUGCUCUUUGUGGGGCUGCCUUUGUAUGUAGUCCAGAAACUGCAGUUAGUCCUGAAUGCGGCAGCCCAGUUAGGCUCUGGGUCAUCUCGGAGAUACCAUAUUACUCCUAUCUUAAAAGAUCUACACUGGCUGCUGCUUAAGUUUCUGGGCAAAAUGCAAGGUCUUGGUUAUAACCUAUAAAGUCCUCAACAGCUUGGGCCCUGGGUAUCUCAGAGAAUGUGGCUAUGAGCCACACCACUCAUUGAGAUAAUCUGGAGAGGGUCGUCUGCAGUUGCCACCAGCUCGUCUGGUGGCUACUCAGAGAAAGGCCUUCUCCGUUGCUGCCCCAAGGCUUUGGAAUGCACUCCCUGCUGAACUAAGAGCUUCCCCAUCUCUUACAACUUUUAAGAAGGCAGUCAAGACACAUUUGUUCACCCAGGCUUUUAAUUAGAUAGUUGUAAUAGUUUGAUGGUUUUUUAAAAAUAGUUUCAAUAUUUUAAAUUUUAGAUUGUUGUAAUGUUUUAACUUUUUUUCUUGUUUUGUUGUAAACCACCCAGAGACUUGUAUUUUGGGCAGUAUACAAAUAUGUUAAAUAAAUAAAUAGAUAAAUGAAUGAAUGAAUGAAUGAAUAAUAAUAAAAAAUGUCUCUCUGGA
Messenger RNA from Hemicordylus capensis (graceful crag lizard), 3498 nucleotides. RefSeq names its product D-aspartate oxidase (gene DDO). Bases 395 to 1420 code for a protein of 341 amino acids. The record is from RefSeq and is a predicted model, not a curated record. The transcript is spliced from 7 exons. Gene Ontology annotation, molecular function: FAD binding; D-amino-acid oxidase activity. Lineage: Eukaryota; Metazoa; Chordata; Lepidosauria; Squamata; Cordylidae.